GCCGACUACAGCGCCGUCGCAGCCGCCACUCUGCAGUAACGCGAGCGCCUUCGAGUGGUGUGGCAUGUUUUAUCUGUGUGGCUCGUACGGUUUCGUUGUACUGUACAUACGCAACGCGGCGGCAACGCGCGUCGUCGUCGUCGUCCUCCUCCUCCUUGUUUUGGAUACACAUUACUAGUGUUGCGUUACAAAAAAAGGUGCUUACCCGUCGUGCAAGUUUUCUGUCAGACGAACGCGGAAUCUGACGAACGAGUGCUUCAGAGUGUCGAUCGGAGAGUAAGCGUACUCUUAACGGGUGCCCGCGAAGUUUCUCGCCUUGCCGGGAUUCGGGAUCGCGGAGUCGCACACACACAUACACGCGACGAACCGAGAAACCGACGGAAGCAUUUGAGAGAGAAACGACGUGCAUAUAUAUAUACUUGUACAGUGUCUCGUGGAGUGACGCGUGCGCCGGCAUCGUAUCGAGGAGCAUAUCGAAGGUAUCGUCGAGGCGCGAGGAGAAUGCCGAGGCGCGUAACGCAGCCGGUCGGGGUGCAGCGGCGUGCUCGCGUCGGCUUAGUUUUCGGGUCGCCGAGCGGCGACUGAGGGGGUCGCCGGGGGGGAGAAGGGAUGCAAAGGAUCCCACGGGAGCAGCCGGCGUGGUGUGUACGUAGGCGGCGGGCGGCGUGGGUGUUGUCGUCAUCGUCGUCGUCGUCGUCGUCGUGGUGGUGGUAGAGGUAGUGGUGGGAGAUAGCGCGAAGGUAUAAGGGUGCUCGUGAACCUGAGGAUGACGGCCGGCUGACGACGAAGGAGCGUUGAUCCGCGACCUGGGCCGCGCGCGUCGCGACGCCGACCACGACGACGUGACGGCCACGUGCCGCAGCGGACGCGUCGUUGGCCAGUGGCAUUAAUUCUCGCCCCUCUACCCCCUCCCUUUGUGGCGAGUUCAUUGCGUGCCGGGCAAUGUCGUAAGCGUGGAACACGCGAUCGGUCCGUACUCUCGUUGUGUUCGGGUUCUAACGUACGAGAGUGAAAGAGGAGACACUACUCGUAAGGGGGAAGCGACCCCUCUGUGUCCAAAAGUCAGUUUGACAUUUCUAGUCUCGAUCAAUUUUAUCGUGCGAGCGAAGCGAGGAAUCCUCGAACGGCUUGUUGCAGGGGAAAAACAGAUGAUCAUUUUUUCACGCGUGAGAGUAACUCGCGAGAGAGAUUUUUGUUGUGCGUGACUGAGAAAACGUCCCCAGGAUCGCUCGCAAGUCCGAGAGCGAGUGUAUUUCGACGAACGUGCAGUGAAGGUGAAUCGCGUAACGCGCAACGCCGUAGACGCGAGUCCGAAACGUCCGGCUUCCGUCCGAUGUGCGUAGUGGGGUAACACGUGUUUUCCCUCGUUGCGCCGAAGGAUACUCGUUCCUACAGAGUGCAGUGAUAACGUCUGUCUCGCAACAUCCAUUUAGUGAUUGUUUCGUGAAGAGUACAACAGAUCGUCGAUAUUUUCAGAGUGUUUGGAUUAGUGUGUUCGAUUUUCGGAAAACAUCUCAGGACUGGUGGUGUCUUUCGUCGUGACGCGCGAGAUGUUGCGCGAACUUGACAAUUCGCGGGACUAGAGUUCGAUAGCCGCGCACAUGCAUUCGGAAGGCGCGAGAGAAGCGUGGGAUAACGGCUGGCAUGCGGUACAGCCCGAGGAAGGAAGAGAUCCUGCUUGAAACUUCGUCCAAGCUCGUGAAAGAGCGAAGAACUCGGGAGAAACGAGAGAGAAGGCACUACCCUGACAAAGAGUAGGACAGAGAGGGAAACGAGAGGUAUCCUGAAAGCAGGGCAGAAAGAAGAAAGGAUACAGCGGGAGAAGAAGAGACAGAGGUAACAGAAGAAAACGCUCGAGUCUCACACUCUAGUCCAAACCCCGGCGGGAGUUUGCGGAGAGGGUGAAGGGCGUCGUGGAGGGGGGAGUGAUGCCGGCGGUGAGCGUGGCACAGCGCCCUCCAGGUGGAAUCCCACUCCACGCCGGCGUGCCGGUAGCACCCAGCAGCGUAACCGCCCCCGGUCCGUCGGGCCGGUGCCUCGGGGGCCCGGCAGCACCCCCCGCCGGCUCGCCACCGCUGCCGCCGUCUCUGCAAGUCCUCAGCGGCGUCGUCGUCAGCAAUAGCAACCCCAACAGCAUCAACCACAGCGCCAGCAACAGCGGCGGCGCAAAUCCCCUCAGCAACGUCGUCGUCGGCAGCAAUCACCAUCUCAGUAACAACGCGCUAGGCAUCAACACGGCAAGCGGCGCCACGAAUCCUCUGCAGGCGAUGGCGUCGGCGGCGGCAUCGCUCACCCAGCUCAACAACAUGGCGAACGGGCCGCUGCCGCCGCUUGGGGGUGCGGGUCCAGCCGGGCCCCCGAAUUUGCCGCCACCGCAGCCGGCGACAACGCCGACGCACGGCGGUCCGCCAACCCCUCACGGCGUGAGCGCGGCACCUCAUCUGAACGGCGCCUCGCCAAGCCCGCAUCCGAUGCCACCCCACGGAAUGAUGAGCGGUUCGCCUCACACGCCUCACCCCCACAUGGGGGGUGGCGGGCCUUCGCCUCAUCCCCAUCACCCGGCGCCACACAUGGUCGGCUCGCCGCAUCAUCCCGCAGCGCCUCAUCCGAUGGGCCCGGCCGGCAUGAUGGGACCGGCUGGUAUGCAACCUCAAGGCGCACCCGGUAUGUGCGGGCCCGGGCCUGGCGGCCCGAUGGGUCCGCACGCGCAUCCUCAAGGACCAGGGGUGCCCGCGCAGCCGCACAUGCACAACGAUCCGUUCUUCUGCUCGCCCUUUGGAUCGCACUACUUCAGGAGACACACUCCAGGCUACGGCUACAGCCAGCCCGACUACAGGAUCCACGAGCUGAACAAAAGGUUAUCGCAACGCACCGAGGAAAGCGACAACCUCUGGUGGGAAUCCUUUGCGAACGAGUUCUUCGAGGAGGACGCCACCCUCACUCUCCAGUUCUGUUUGGAGGAUGGACCGAAGAGAUAUUCGAUAGGAAGGCCGUUAAUACCCAGGUACUUCCGGACGGUAUUCGACGGUGGAGUGUCAGAGCUUUACUACUUACUGAAGAAUCAGAAGGAGUCGUUUCAUAACACCAGCAUAACUCUGGACUGUGAACAGUGCACGGUGAUCACGCAGUAUGGAAAGCCGACGUAUACUAGGGUAUUAACGGAGGGUAGGUUAAUAUUGGAGUUCACCUUCGACGACCUCAUGAGGAUAAAGUCGUGGCAUAUGACGGUGAGGACGCAUCGAGAGUUGGUGCCGCGGUCCGUCAUAAGCAUGCAGCAAGAUCCGGCGAUACUCGAGCAGCUCAGCAAGAACAUCACCAGGAUGGGAAUGUCCAAUGCUACCCUCAACUAUCUUAGGUUAUGCGUGAUUUUGGAGCCCAUGCAGGAACUAAUGUCGAGGCACAAGGCGUAUGCAUUGUCACCUCGCGACUGCCUGAAGACGACUUUGUUCCAGAAAUGGCAGAGGAUAGUUGCCCCGCCGGGUAAGAGAGAGUCCCAGCGACCAGCUAGCAAAAGAAGAAAGAGGAAGGGGAGCACGUCGGGCCCAGGCAACAACGCACCCCCUGCACCGAAAAAAAGAUCACCUGGACCAAAUUUUUCUCUAGCAUCACAGGACGUGAUGGUGGUGGGUGAACCUUCUUUAAUGGGAGGUGAAUUCGGGGACGAGGAUGAACGGCUAAUUACAAGACUAGAAAAUACGCAGUAUGACGCCGCGAACAAUCUGGAUCCUCAUAGUCAUGAUGCGGCCGGUGGUCCACCACCACAUCCUCAUCAAUUCCACGCGGAACCGACGCCAGGCAAUUCCUGGCCACCAGACCGCGGUCCUGGUCCACCACAGGGUGGUCCUGGUAAUCAGGGUGUUCAAGGUGGUCAAGCCGGUGCAGCAGCGGGUGUACAAGGAACGCAAGACGCCAGUCAGCAGCAGCAAGACAAAAAGAGCCCCGCGCGGGGCGAGAAUCCUAGCCUCCCCACUGCCGCCGUCUAUCUAGCCUCCGCGGCUGGCUCGACUGCGGUUGGCAGGUUGCCGCACAUCGGCGUACUACCGGGUCUAGCUUGCCAACCGCCUGGCCUGCCAGCAGCUACAGCGGGUCAUCAUCAUCAUCAUCAUCAUCAUCAUCAUCAUCCGGAGCAGCAUCCGCAGUUGGGUCACGUGGCCGCCGCCGCCGCCGCCGCCGCUGCUGCCGCCGCCUCGAUGGGCAUGGAGUCCUCGGAGCUGAUGGCGGUGGCACAUUACCAGGCGCAACAGCUGCAGCGACAAUUGCUGGCCGAACAGUCCGGCCCGGGCGCUGCGAUGCUGCCGCCAACGUCUGCUCAGUCUACUGGUGGAGGCUUGACGCAGCCGCAGGGCCCGCUCCAACAGCAAGGUCAGCUCCAACCAGGCCAAGAUCCGCUGCAGAGCCUCGUGCAGCAACUGCUUUGCCUGCAGCAGAUUGAGUAUUUCCUCGCGCAGCGUGGUCACAAAUGACUUGGCAUUUCGCAUCGGGGAAGAAGCGAGGAGGAGUCUCGCGCGGCAGUGACGGAACCGAAAAACGACGCUUGGAACUCAACUCGUCAAUGCGGAGACACGCGUUUGUGCGCGAGUGUUGUGUACCGAUUCGUUUUGCUAGACGAAUUUCAUCGGGAUUUCCGUUCGGGUGAUCGUCCGUCGUUACCGCCGUCGAUGUUUGGACCGCGAGCAGCAUGAGAUUUCGAGGAUGAACCUACGUCUGCACAAAUCCCGCAGGGUUCAUUCCACUUGUCGGACGGAGGGAUAGGUGGCCACGGUGUCUCCGAAUGUUCGUCAUCGUGUCGACGCGGGAAGAGGGAGAAAAUCCGGCGGGCCACAGCGGAUGGGAAGGAGGCAACGGAGAUCACUUGCCGUAUACUCGCUGAUGAAUCGCCGUAUCGCUCCGGAACACCGUGCGACAAACGGAUAGAUCUCCGGAAUAGAGAUCAAGCGUUUUAGCGUGUGAUAAAGACUUUAUGUCAAAAAUUAUUAAUAAAUAGUGAAACGGGGAAUUAAUGGCCGCGUAA
This is a messenger RNA of Ooceraea biroi (clonal raider ant), 5011 nucleotides long. RefSeq names its product LIM domain-binding protein 2 Chi (gene Chi). The record is from RefSeq and is a predicted model, not a curated record. Lineage: Eukaryota; Metazoa; Arthropoda; Insecta; Hymenoptera; Formicidae.